Molecule: messenger RNA, 1062 nt
Organism: Mytilus trossulus (common blue mussel)
Lineage: Eukaryota; Metazoa; Mollusca; Bivalvia; Mytilida; Mytilidae
Product: calpain-5-like
Exons: 6
Coding region: 109-1062 (317 amino acids)
Biological process (GO): proteolysis
Cellular component (GO): cytoplasm
Molecular function (GO): calcium-dependent cysteine-type endopeptidase activity
Source: RefSeq, a predicted model, not a curated record
UUAUGAACAAAAACUUCAAUUGACAACCGUCUAUGAUUCUAAAACAAUCCAUAUUUAUAUGUGUGUCUUUGAGAUAUAUGCUUCUUAAUUCAGGUGUUUCAUUUUACGAUGGACCGAAAAGUUACGUACAAGAAACAGGAUUAUGAAUCCAUUAAAAAAACAUGUUUAAAGAAAGGAGACCUUUUUAGUGAUACUGAAUUCCGUCCAAAUAACAAAUCAAUAUUCUUUAGUAAAAUUGACGAUGAUAUUGAAUGGAAAAGGCCGAUGGAUUUAUGCAGAUCGCCAAAGCUUAUAGAAGACUUCAGCCCUUAUGAUUUACGCGAAGGGCAAUUUGGAAAUAUGUGGUUUGUGACAGCCAUUGGUGCACUUAUAUCGAAAAGGGAAAGAAUUAAUAAGGUUAUUCCACAUCUGAAGAAACAAGAAUGGAAAGGGGUCAUGGAUAAGCAAGACUAUGCAGGAGUGUUUGAGUUUUGUUUUUGGAGGUUUGGAGAAACUAUUACCAUUGUAGUCGAUGACAGGCUUCCAACGAAGAAUAACAAGUUAUUGUUCUGUCAAUCUGAGACUCGUGAAGUAUUUUGGUGUGGCUUGUUAGAAAAAGCUUACGCUAAAGUGUAUGGUGACUAUGAGUCGUUAACAAAUGUGGAUGCAAUAGAUGCAUUGGUAGACUUUACAGGUGGCGUUGCUGAAAGGAUAAACCUACGCAAUGUGAACCUAAAAGACGAAAAAAGACGAGUAACACUGUUUGGGAAAUUAAAAGCCGACUGUGAAAACAAAGCACUUAUGAUUUGCUAUAUUCAGUGCAUACCUGGGGAGCGUGGUAAAGAAUUGCCACAAGGCUUUGUUCUCGGGCAUGGCUACAGCAUAACUCAUGUCAAAGAAACAAUAAAUAACAAAGCACAAGAUAAAGGACAAGGAAAAUUUCUGAUGAUUAGACUGGCUAAUCCAUGGGUAAAGGAUGAAUGGAAUGGUCCAUGGUCUGAAAACUCAAAAGAAUGGCAAAAACUUGAACCACCACUGGACGCUGAACUAGAAGUAUCAAAAGACAAAGGAGAAUUUUGGUAA